AUGAGCAGCAAAGGGUCAUCUAGUGUAAAAUCCGACCGGCGAGUAAUUACACAAGAAAUUCCACUGAGUGAUUUGAGUCAUGAAGUUUGUGUGGCUGUUACUCAAGCAUCGUACUGGGGAAAGUUAAUUGGGAAAAACAAUUCAAUCACAAUUAGUGUUAGUGGCAUGUAUAUUCCAAAAGAACUGUUGAAGUUAUGUAAUUAUCAGAGAUUAGCAUUAACAGUGCGUGGUUAUGACGAUGAUGGUUUGUUGAAAGCAAUAUGCCGUAUUAUACAGUAUGAUUUGGUAAAGUAUGAAAAAGUCGAUGAACCACAACUUAAUACAGAUAAAUCAGUAUCAGUAUUUGGCUCAUUGUACAAUUCAUUGGAAAAGCAAUUUAACACUGAGAUACAAAUGUUUGGCCAGAAGAGAUGCUAUAUUAAUGAAAUUGAACGUAAUUUACGAUGCAAUAUCAAUGUUGUUCCAUUAGGAAGUGAAAAAAGUCCUUUUUCACGUGUUCAAGUUACAAUACAACAUGAAUCGCUAGACGUAAUUGAUCUGGCCAUAUUUCGCAUACAAAAACUUGUUCUUCGUGCACAAAAUGACUAUGCCUCCGAGUUUGCUGCUUAUAUUGGUAGACAUCGAAAAAGUGAUUUGGUUCGACCAGUACCCAUUUUACCAGUACCAUUUUUUCCCCCUCUGACAACUCAACAUUCAGAUUUUAAAUCAUUAGCUGUUAACUCAUCAUCUUCAUACCCAUUAAUAACUGCAACACAGACCAAUAUUACAUCGGUACCUGGUGUAUCUACGUUACCGAAUAAUGGCUCUUCUUAUCAUCGGAAAAGUACUCACAGGAACGAUAUUAGCUCUCGCUGUUCAUCUUUAUCACCGAAUUCUGCACGUCGAGAACGUGCUAGUGAUCAGAAACGAUCAAGAAGUCGAAGUGUUCGAGUUAAGGAUGAUGAUCUACAAAUAGGAGACUUAUCCACAACAUACUCUGGGAGUAAAAAGCGGAAAUCAAUGAAGUCUGACAGUGAUAGUGAGGAUGUUAAAACCAUUAAAGCAGGAGAUCGCGAACGAGUUGCAUGUACUGUAGAUACUCCAGAUUCCGAUGCAACAGACGAUGAAUCGGUACAACGGCGAUCAAUUUAUGAAAUGCACGCACAGCAAGAGCUAUUAAAUCGUAUUCGACGUAGAAUUAUUGAAAAUCAACCACGAAAGAAUGAAGAGAUCAGUAGAAUUCAAACAUUUUUUCGUGAAGAAAAAAAUGCUCAUAAUGUAAUUAUUGAUCCAGCAAUUGAUUUACAAGAAAUAGAUGGACAUCCUUUUCGAAAGGGUGUAAGAUUAUGGAAGAAAACACUCGAAUUCAAUGGAACGUUAAGAUUUGUCAUGGAAUAUAAUCAUAAAUUAUCUGCAGCCAAAAAACUUGCCUAUGAAAAGUUAACUAAAAUGUGUAGAGAUGAACAACUACGUUUAACUGUUAAACCAACUGUCAAAGGAAAAUGGAAAGUGGUGAUGAAAGAAAAAUAG
This is a messenger RNA of Didymodactylos carnosus, 1509 nucleotides long. Lineage: Eukaryota; Metazoa; Rotifera; Eurotatoria; Philodinida; Philodinidae. The record is from the annotation of a GenBank genome assembly.